Toxotes jaculatrix (banded archerfish) is the source of this 3308-nucleotide messenger RNA. It is a transcript of the gene sh3bp2, whose product is annotated as SH3-domain binding protein 2. The transcript is spliced from 13 exons. NCBI's taxonomy places the organism in Eukaryota, Metazoa, Chordata, Actinopteri, Toxotidae. Gene Ontology annotation, molecular function: SH3 domain binding. Bases 305 to 2128 code for a protein of 607 amino acids. Gene Ontology annotation, biological process: signal transduction. The record is from RefSeq and is a predicted model, not a curated record.
GAGGCCCCCUUCAGGAAAUAACUUGCGGAGUAUCAGAGGCACAGACCACCAACAGACUUUCUAAUCAACAAGACUGAUUGUUCGAUCGGCUUCUUUAAAUUACAUUCCUGUUCUCCACUAAUCUCCUUCAUUCUUUUCUUUCAUUCAUCUGUAUUCUCAUUCUGUUCUUCCACAUCUCACCACUUCUCUAGUUUCAAAUCUGUGAUUUGAUCCAUUCCACCCUCGGUCCAUCCGACCGUACAUCCGUCCUCCGUCGUUCCACGCGGUUAAAAAGUAUGCUGGUAUAUUGUGCUGUGCUGGUGUCAUGUCCACCGACAUGUCCGCUCCAUCCAUGAGGAAGAAGUCAUUAGUGCAGAACUCCAAGCUCAGCGUCAGGAUGUGCUUUCGGGAACAGAGGGAUGUCAUAACCAUGUCAUCUCCAGAGGUGUGCUGGCCAGUACCGAUGCGAGCCAUCGGGGCUCAGAACCUCCUCACCAUGCCAGGAGGAGUCUCCAUUUCAGGAUACCUCCACAAGAAGGGAGGCAGCCAGUUCAGCCUCAUGAAAUGGCCACUGAGGUAUAUCAUCAUCCACAAAGGCUGUGUGUACUACUUUAAGAGCAGUACCUCUCCUGCACCACAGGGGGCAUUCUCUCUGAACGGCUACAACAGAGUGAUGAGAGCAGCAGAGGAGACAACGUCCAGUAAUGUUUUCCCUUUCAAGAUCGUCCACUUCAGUAAGAAACACAGGACGUGGUUUUUUUCUGCAGCCAGCGAGGACGAGAGAAGGAAAUGGAUGCGAUACCUGCGGAGGGAGAUAGAUCACUAUAACGACCGGAAAGAGGCCCACAUCCCCAGUGACUCAGAUUCAGAUGCAGACAGUUUCUAUGGCACAAUUGAGAAGCCUUUGGAUAUCAAACACACCAGUGAAAACACAGAGGACGAUUAUGUUGAAGAGGAUGAUGAUGACGAUGAGGAAGACUAUCUGAAGCCAGACUCUGACUGUUCGCCAACAUCUACAGGUCGACCCUUGGGGCCACCCCCCACAUACCCUCCUCCCCCAGUGCCGGCAGCGUUACAGCUCCGUCAAGACUCCAGUUCAAGUUUCCACAAAGGACCGCCUCCUCCUAUCCCAUCGCAACACAGAAUCCCAGCCUCCCCGCUGCCCAAAAAACCCCUGCCCUCUGCCCACCCUCCCUCCAUCCUGAAGGACCCCAACAAAGGCCCGCCUCCUCCUCUCCCCUUCGCUCCCCACCUGCAAAAGUCGUUGUCUCCCUCCCCUCCACCUCCUCCUCCUCCCAACCCAAAGAAAACUUUUCAGAACAGGGCAACAUCCUUUGGGGGGCCCGGGAGCGACAAGAGAGACUGGAGGCCUCCGCAGUCCAUUUCAGUCCAAUUACCCGCCACUCUGCCCAUCUGUGACCAGUUAGAUAAAAGGAUGGUCCUAAAUGGUCCCACACACUGCGCCCCUAAAGCUGGAGGGAGCCAGUUGCAGGGCAACAACCACCAUGGGGUGAUAAGCAACCUGCGCAAAUUAACUGUACCGAUUCCUCAAUCUGCAAAUAUUGGAGGGUCCACCGUCCACCCUCCGCUCUCUCCUCAACUCAGACCUGUACCACACAAUAAGCCAGGAGUAGUCAAACCUCCUCCACUUGCUCUCAAACCCCCACUGCCUGCAGCCAAGCCUGGAACAGCACUUCAAAGAGCAUCUCCAGAAGGCCAAAGCUUCCGCUCAUUAGGAGACGAGACGCUGUCAGACUUCAGGAGGAAACGAGACUCAGCCAUACACGGAGGAGGACACGAAUCUGAUGAUGACUAUGAGAAUAUGCAGCUGCCAGACUCUGUGUUCAUCGACACGACUGAAACCAGCUUUGUUGAAAAAUUAUUCAGAGAGGGUCCCGUCCCUCCACAGGACGGACUGUAUGGCAUCAGAAACUCUGGGACCAAAACCUCCAAGGUGCUGGUGGUGUGGGAUGUCAGUAUAGGCAAAGCCAGAAACUACCGACUGUUUGAAGAGGACCAAUUAAUUUUUGUGGACAGUGAAGUGACUUUCCCCACUCUGCCAGCUCUGAUUGAACACUACCACAGUCAUCCUCUUCCUCACCAUGGCUCGCUGUGCCUGCAGAAGCCCUUCACAAAGACACUGAACUGAAACUGCACAGUGAAAAAAAAAAAAAACAAUACAACAAAAACCAAAGCGGAGGAAUGGGGAGUCAGGGCAUUUCUGCAGCUGAAAUCGAUCCUUGUCAACAACACAUGGAGAUAAACUCACAGUAUUAAAAAAAACAAAACAAAACUGAUCAUACCUCUUACUGUUCAGGCGACAAACAAAUCAUAUUUGACCUGAAGUUAAAGAAAGGACAGGAACUUUUCUAAAAUUCUCACUGCAAAUGGAACAUUAUUUAGCUGAACUUUAAGACUAAACUACACUUCAGUCUUUACACAGUAAGCGAUCUAAUUCUCUUCUGCAUACUGAACACAUCAGUUACUGUAAAUACACGUCACUUAUUAAUGGCAGAUUUUAUUUAUGACAAAGAUGAACCUUUCUAAAAAAUAAAAAUAAUAAUAUUCUAUAAUGGACCAGAAAUUAAUUAAUUAAUCAGACCUGUGCUCUGUUUUUGAAACAUUCCUGCUGCUUUAUGCAAACUGUGAAAAGUCGGUGUGAACAGGACGAUGUGAAAUGAUAAAAAAUAAUGAAGCAGCCAGGUGGAUGUGAACUGUUUUCCCCACAGAGGGGCGCUGUGACACAAAAUGACACAGAUGAUUCUGGGCAUCUGUAAGUCUCAUGCAUUUACCUGUUGUUGUUCCUAAGUCAAGUCAAGUCCCUACUUGGAUCUCAUUUAAGCUGGAUCAAUCAUACAGCAUUACAGUUACAAUCAGAUGACAGUGAACAACUAACAUGCAUUCCCAAAGUUAUCCAGAAACACAGCAGCCCACUGUAUGUUAAACACCUAACAUUCUAUACUUGUGGAUGGUUUAUCUCUGAUCAAACUUUUAGGUCAGGGCAGCAGCAUAUUUAUAUAUUUCACAAAUCUUCAGCCUCCUGUAGAGACUUUGUACCUCCAUGACAUAAAACCACAUCAUUACUGGUGCAACAUGUUAGACUGAACAUGACAAAAUCAGAAAUUUACAUAAGGAAACUAUUUUGUUCUGAAUUGCAAAUAUGUUGACAUUCUGUUUGUACAGCACUGACUUUAAUGUUAUAUAUAUAUAUUUAUAUGUAAAUGCUGUAUGUACUGUAAAACCACAUGUCUGUAAAUGUAUGUAUAUGUAAAUAGAUUGUUUUCUACAGAAAUAUAAGUUGAAUACAAAUAUAUAAAAGAUCACUUAGA